This is a messenger RNA of Neltuma alba, 1477 nucleotides long. Its product is annotated as IAA-amino acid hydrolase ILR1-like 4. Gene Ontology annotation, molecular function: IAA-Ala conjugate hydrolase activity. The transcript is spliced from 6 exons. Gene Ontology annotation, cellular component: endoplasmic reticulum. Gene Ontology annotation, biological process: auxin metabolic process. NCBI's taxonomy places the organism in Eukaryota, Viridiplantae, Streptophyta, Magnoliopsida, Fabales, Fabaceae. The record is from RefSeq and is a predicted model, not a curated record. Bases 16 to 1353 code for a protein of 445 amino acids.
ACUUGGUCCCAUGCCAUGGAACUUCUUCUUCAUCUCAGACAUUUUCUUCUACUCUUUAUCUUCAUCAGCUUCUCACCUUCCUCCUUCUCUUUCAUCUUUCACAUUCCUACCCAUAAGAAAUGCUCAAAUCAAAGUGUUUCCUUGAAACAGAAGAUUGUCGAGAUGGCCUAUGACCCCAUCAACUUGAAUUGGAUGAAGAAGAUCAGGAGGGAAAUCCACGAGCACCCAGAGCUUGCAUAUGAAGAAUUCAGAACCAGCGCUGUCAUUAGACGCGAGCUUGACAAGAUGGGCGUGGCUUACCGGUGGCCUGUGGCUCGGACCGGCGUCGUGGCUCAGAUUGGGUCUGGGUCUCCCCCUUUCGUCGCUCUCAGAGCAGACAUGGAUGCUUUGCCUAUUCAGGAGCUGGUUGAUUGGGAACAUAAAAGCAAAGUGGAUGGAAAAAUGCAUGCCUGCGCCCACGAUGCCCAUGUGGCCAUGCUCCUAGGGACUGCGAAGAUACUACAAAAACUGCGGGAUAAGUUAAAGGCCACUGUAGUUCUCGUAUUCCAACCUGCUGAGGAAAGAGGCGCAGGUGCAAAAGACAUGAUCCAAGAAAAUGUGCUUGACAAAGUAGAAGCUAUGUUCGGGUUGCACUUGGUGAUAGAGUAUCCCCUAGGUGUUGUUGCAUCAAGGCCAGGCGAUUUUCUGGCCGGAUGUGGAGGCUUCAAAGCAAAGAUCACCGGGAAAGGAGGGCAUGCAGGUUUUCCCCAGUAUUCUAUUGAUCCAGUUUUGGCUGCUUCAACAUCAGUCAUUAGCUUGCAGAAUAUUGUUUCAAGGGAGGCGGAUCCUUUAGAUUCCCAGGUGGUUUCUGUGGCCUCUAUUGAUGCAGGAUCUGCCCACAAUCUCAUCCCUGAAUCCACCACCUUUGCUGGUACCUUCAGAGCACACAGCAAGAAGAGCUUUUAUUCAGUAAGGAAAAGAAUAGAAGAGGUUAUUAAAGGACAAGCGGCAGUACAUAGGUGCAACGCAGAGGUUAAUUUUGAUGGGAACGAGCAUCCGACGAUCCCUCCAACUACGAACGAUGAGAGAGUAUACGAAAUAGUGAGGCAAGUCUCAAGUGAGAUUGUUGGGAAAGAAAACACAAUAUUAGCUCCUAAAUUCACAGGGAGUGAAGAUUUUGCAUUUUUCUUGGAAAAAGUGCCCGGGACUCUCUUGCUUGUGGGAAUGAGAAAUGACAAGACUGGAACCAUAUACUCUCCUCAUAACCCUUACUUUGUUGUUGAUGAGGAAGUUUUUCCAAUUGGGGCUGCAAUUUAUGCAGCAUUUGCUUUUUCUUAUCCUUCAUAUUCAAAUACAGAGCCUCAUUCUCAGUGAGUGCUAAUCACAUGCGAGCGCGACCCCACACACAUUCCUUUACAGAAACAGCCAUCCUUGUUGAAAUUGAUUGAUAGACUCACUCACACCCACACAUACCCCACAAGUAAUGGAGAGCACGCGC